GGUGUACAUCUCUAAGUACAGUACAUACCCAAGUCACCCUGAAGACUCAUCCUGUUCGUGUUUAUUUGCUGCCUUACUGCGAAGUGCGACUUCCUUGUAAUUGGUGAGACAGAGAAGGACAGAAACAUGGAGUUUCAGACCGGUUUAAUCGUUUUGUUCUGCUUAAUGGGGCUCACCUGGGCACAGCCGGUGAAAUACGUCGACUGCGGCUCCACCUCAGGGAAAGUGAUUGGUGUGGACGUCAGUCGUUGUUCUUCUGAGCCAUGCCAGCUUCACAAAGGAGAGUCCUACAGUGUCAAAGUCACAUUCAUCAGUGAUGUGAAUAGUAAGGAGAGCACAGCUGUGGUUCACGGUGUUGUUGGAGGUAUCCCGCUCCCUUUCUCCAUCCCCGUGACAGAUGGAUGCGAGUCUGGAAUCCAGUGUCCAAUCGUAAAGGGUCAGACCUACACCUAUGAAGCUUCAUUGCCAGUAAAGUCUCUGUAUCCUUCGAUAAACUGUGUUGCGGAGUGGGAACUGAGAGACGACGACAACGAAGACCUGUUCUGCGUCAAAUUCCCAGUUCAGAUUGUGAACUGAGCCAGCGCAACAAAAGAACCUCAGACGAGCUUCUCCUAAAAAUGGAUUUAACUUACAGUAAAAA
Molecule: messenger RNA, 640 nt
Organism: Fundulus heteroclitus (mummichog)
Lineage: Eukaryota; Metazoa; Chordata; Actinopteri; Cyprinodontiformes; Fundulidae
Product: NPC intracellular cholesterol transporter 2
Exons: 5
Coding region: 127-576 (149 amino acids)
Biological process (GO): intracellular cholesterol transport; cholesterol efflux
Molecular function (GO): cholesterol binding
Source: RefSeq, a predicted model, not a curated record